This is a messenger RNA of Helobdella robusta, 477 nucleotides long. RefSeq lists its product as hypothetical. The record is from RefSeq and is a predicted model, not a curated record. The transcript has 3 exons. Gene Ontology annotation, molecular function: nucleic acid binding; RNA-DNA hybrid ribonuclease activity. Lineage: Eukaryota; Metazoa; Annelida; Clitellata; Rhynchobdellida; Glossiphoniidae. The coding region runs from base 1 to 477 and encodes 158 amino acids.
AUGUCGCUGGCGUCCGAGAAGAAUGUCUUCAAUUUUUCAUGCCUGCCUCCAAAUGAUGAUCACGUGAGCAAACCAAAUCGCCACACGAUACAUGAUAACUUAAAUGAUAACAAUGGUAAGAAAAUAAUUCUGAUAUGGAUACCCAGUCACAUAGGAAUUGAGGAUAAUGAGGAAGUCGAUCAACUGGCAUCACAAGCUCACAAUAUUUCAAUAUCAAAUCUUCCCAUCCCACACAAUGAUUUAAGAUUUUGGACAAUAAAGGUUUCAAUGGAGAAAUGGCAACUUGAAUGGAACCAAACAUCAAACUUUCUUAAAUUAUCCACACCAUUUCUCAGCCAAAAAAAUGAAUUUAAAGCUUCAGACCCACCUCCAUGCAUCAUCGUCCACUUAUUACUCAUUUCAUCCUCCUACUCCUUAAGAUCACUUAUGAACCUCUUAUUCAUCUAUUCCGGUUCGUGUUCUGACGGUUGCACGUGA